UACGCUCUCCCCUAGUUGGGACACCCCUAAAAUAAAGCGUCGUAGUCCUAGGGCACACCGCCGGUGCGCGGCAAGAUUACCGAUGGCACCACUAAAAUUUCUGGAGCAGCGGUACCCUUUCAUUGACUCUAAUUUUCGGACCUUUUGCGGCGCUCAUGGCAUUUUCUCAGUUGAAGAUUUUCUUUUGUACGACACACACAAUUUGGCUGUUUCAGCAGCGCAGGAGCCUACUUCAGCAAGACUGAAGCAGGGCAUUACCCAGGUUCUUGCUAGCAUUGAAACACUGCAUCAACCAUGGUUAAAUGGUACAGAAAUGUUAGAUGAUUCAGUACAGCAUAAACACAUUCUAUCUACGGGAUGUCAAUGCAUUGACGUUUUCCUUGAAGGUGGAUUCAGAGGAGGGCAUCUCACUGAGCUAGUUGGACCAUCAUCGUCCGGUAAAACACAAGUCUGCCUUCUGAUUGCCACAAAUGUUGCCAAAAGUUCAGGCAAAGUUAUGUUCUUGGACACAAGCAAUUCGUUUUCUCCCAAACGUGUUGCAGAGUUUGUCAAUCAGACAUCAGAUCAUUCUACUCGUAAGGUGAAACGAACACUUGAACAUAUUAUGAGUAAUAUAGUUUGUUACUCCGUUUUUGAUAUCUUUACAAUGUUUGAUGUCGUCCAUCAGCUGAGGAGAACCUUGAGAUCUCUCGGGUUGCAGGGUGAAGUUGCUAAUUAUUGAUUCAAUCUCAUCACUUAUCGCUCCAGUUCUUGGAGGGUGUGGUGCACAUGGACAUAAAUGUCAGCUUUGAUGUAAAAACAGGACAUGCUUUGAUGGUGUCAGCAGGAUUUAUGCUAAAACAACUAGCAGAUGAGCAUGACCUUCCUGUUUUGGUAACCAAUCAUAUGGUAGCUGGAGAAGGAAGCAAUCUGAAACCUGCACUUGGUGAGAGUUGGAAGGGCAUUCCACAUAUCAGACUGCUGCUUUCUCGCGACUCUACCAGACACAUCAGCACCAUUUCAGUUAUAAAACACCCGCAUAUGGCUGCUGGAGAUCAAGUGGAGUUCCAAACACCAUGACAGGCUGUUGCUUGACAGCAAGUCUACCAACACCGAGAUUCAUACUUUCAUGUGCUGAUAAAUCAUAUAUGUUUGACGUGCUAGUUCAGCCCCAAAUAUUCCAAAUAUAGGUUCAUGUAAUUACUGUGUAAUUACUGUUGGUUUCAGUGACCUGUUUUGCUGUCAAAUACAACACAAACAGAGAACAGAGCACAGCACUCCUGAAUUGGGCAAAAUCCCCUUUUCUAUUACUUGUGCUUAACUGAAUAGAUUCUGGGGAGAGUUACUAAGUGAAAGAA
Messenger RNA from Cuscuta europaea, 1337 nucleotides. NCBI's taxonomy places the organism in Eukaryota, Viridiplantae, Streptophyta, Magnoliopsida, Solanales, Convolvulaceae. The record is from the annotation of a GenBank genome assembly.